Labrus mixtus (cuckoo wrasse) is the source of this 3578-nucleotide messenger RNA. Its product is annotated as zinc finger CCCH domain-containing protein 7B-like. The record is from RefSeq and is a predicted model, not a curated record. The transcript is spliced from 21 exons. The coding region runs from base 185 to 3301 and encodes 1038 amino acids. Gene Ontology annotation, biological process: miRNA processing. NCBI's taxonomy places the organism in Eukaryota, Metazoa, Chordata, Actinopteri, Labriformes, Labridae. Gene Ontology annotation, molecular function: protein binding; miRNA binding; metal ion binding.
UCCGUUUCCAGCUGGCUCGUGGGUGUUACUGGUGAGCUACUGAGAAUCGAAACUUAACCCGGGACAGUGACGGAGCCGUGUUUCCUCCUCUCGGUUCAGCUCGGCCUGCUGUUAGCUGACACAUUUGCCGUUUUGGAUCCUCCUCGGACCCGAAAUGACUCGAUUGUGAACUUAACCCGGGUCAAUGAACUUCCUCACUUCAUCAGGGAGCAGCGAUGGACUCCGCCCGAGAGAGAAGAAGAGAGGACAUGAACAGAGACCUCGCCUUUAUUCAGACUUUGUGACUCAGCUGGUGGUGAACCUGCUGGACGAGGGGAACAUCUUGUUCAGAGAGGGGGAGUGGGAGCAGGCGGUGAAGAUGUUCUCGGAGGGUCUGAAUGUGUCGGAGUACGCCGUGUCGGAGGAGCUCAGCGUCCCUCAGGUCCUCCUGGAGAGUCUGUACGUGAACAGAGCUGCAGCCUAUCACAGCAUGGGUGAAUAUGAUCGUGGGGUGUCUGACUGUGACCGAGCGCUCUCAGUGUGUGAGCAGAGUCACCGAGCUCUGUACAGGAAGGCUCUGUGUCUGAAGGAGUUGGGGAAAUACAGAGAGGCCUACAACGUCACCACAGACCCCCUGCUCAUCAGCAGACCGGACAUGAAGGUGAGCGAGUUAGCUCAGGAGCUAACGGCCCGUCUGGGACUGAGAGUCAGGAAACCAUACGUCACAAAGGAUAACCCUCUGAUAAACAGACAGCUCUCAAAUGGGCACACAAACACUGAAGCUAUCAAAGUGUCCUCUUCUCUCCAGGUGUCGACAGAAAACAGUUUGAAUCCUCUGAGCGUGCUCGCUCCAGUCAGCUUUCCCAGCAUGCCUCAAUCCUCUCCGUCCUCCACUGCUGCAGCGUCUGUAGUUCCCGACAUGUCGGACACGUUGGACGACUCGGAGCUGAUCGGUGACGACUUGGACAACCUGCUCGACUGUUUUCAUGACCAGCAACCUGAGACCGAGGCGGCGUCUUGCGUCCCCAUCAGGAUGUCCUCAUACUCAGUCCCCCUCGUCCUUCCUGCUCCCACCCCUCAGCUGCCCCCCGCCUUCUUUAACUCGGCCGUACAGAGCGCUCUCAGUGCUCUGGACUCGUUCUCUGGGGGUCCCUGCUGUGUCGGUCCGUCCACACUUGACGCCUUAGAUGACCUCUCUUCCUCUGGACUGACAGUUGGCCUUGGCGCUUCAAACGUAGCCCCGCCCUCUGUGGGGCUGGACGCUCUAGAUGGACUGGACUCUUUGGAUGAAAUCUUAGACCCACCACAGAGUACUGCUGCUGAGAGCGAGUCCACAUCCACAGAGGGGUGGAGCCUGGACGGUUCUCUGGAUGAGCUUGAUGCUCUGCAGACAGCCUCUGGUCCAGGUGGUCCAGGUGGUCCAGGUGGACCAGGUGUUGAUGUGGGUCUGAAUCCUGUGGAGCAGCUGGACUCUCUGGAUACUUUGGACCUGUUUCCGUCUGUAGAGGGCGUCGUGUCCUUCGGGGGAUCUGGUCUGGACACGUUCUCUGAGUUCAUCUCGACAGAACCCUCCGACCUUCAGGCCGCUGCAGCUCCAGUGAAACUUCCUGCAGAGAAUCACUUCAGAGUAAGAUCAUGUGACCAUCAGGUGACCUGCUCGUCCUCCUGUAACCCCCUGUCCUCCACUCACCUCUUCCUGCAGGCCUGCUCCACCUGUUUCCCUCGCACAGGUAAUAGUAUUUAUUCAUUCGUUCAUAAACCUGACCUGGUCCACGUCUGUCAUAAAGACGUCCUGCUGUGUAGAAGAAAGUCUGAUUCUGAUUGGACGAGAGUCAGACCCCUCCCCUCCUUCACGUCGUUCAGCGGGCCGUUUGUUCUCUGCAGGGAGCUGCUGAGUUCGGGGGAUCUCGCCAUGUGUAAGUACGGCGAGGCGUGUAACUUUGCGUUCAAUCAGCUGGAGGUGGAUGUUUGGACGGAGGAGAGGAAGGGGAGGCUGCAGAGAAGUCGUCUGUUUGACUCAUCAGCUGUUCAUCACGAUCCAAUGAGCAGCAUCGUGCGUCUGAUUCAGGAGAACAAAGGCGUCUAUAUGUUCCUGUGUCAGGAGUGUUUUGAUAAUAAACCCCGAAUCAUCAGCAAGCGCAGCCGAGAGAACGUCUGCUCCAACAUGGACGCACCACACAGCUUCACCGCCAACAGGUGUUUGGCGUUCGUGGUGAGGACUCACACUGUGACCUACAGGAAGGUGCGCCCGCUGAGCCUCCUGUGCCGCCUGGAUUUAUGUCGACAGGCGAUCAGAAACAUCUGCCAGAGAGACGACGACUGUCUGUACGCUCACUCUGUGAUAGAGCUGAAAACAUGGAGGGUACAGAGAGACACAGGAAUCAGCCCCGAGGAGAUUGUCAAAGUCUCCACAAAGUAUAACGACAAGCAGGAGCAGAACUCACACAGACUGGGAGGACGGAGAGUAUCGUCUGGAGACGGUGGCAACAAACAAAGAGGAGGAGGAGGAGGAGGGAGGAGUCUGAACAUGAGGAUGAAGUUCGCCUGUGUUCAGUGCUGGAACGGGUUCAACAUCAGUGAACCUGAUAAAACCCUGAAAUACUGCAACGCCAAGGCCAGACACCCGUGGACCCCCGACAGGUGUGUGCUCCUCGUUAAGUCUGCAGAGAGGAGUAAAUGGGUUCAAGUCCGCCCACUGCCGCACGUGAAGAACUUCCCUCUGUUCUACGAUAUUUGUAACCAGAUGGUGAAGAAAGGGAGAUGUAGUUACCCGGGGAAAUGCACCUUCGCUCACAGCCAGGAGGAGCGAGAGAUGUGGAUGUACAUGAAGAACAAUGAGAUGCCGUACAUGCAGCAGAUUUACGACAUGUGGCUUUCUUUAACCGCCCAAAGCGUCCAAUUAGACGGAGCCGUGCUGACGCAGCCUGAAGAGAAAAACAUCGUCAUGCCCACAGACUACAGCGAACCUCUGAACGGCUUCCACUGUCGUCUCUGCGGGAAGCACAGUAACAGCGAGCGUCAGUGGCAGCAGCACAUCUCGACAGAGAAACACAAAGACCGAGUGUUCAGCUGUGAGGGAGAGGACGAGGCGCUCACCUGGAGCUACAGGUUCCCCGGGACCUGCUUCAAACUGUGCCCCAGGCUGGACGGCGUGUGUCCUGACGGCGUGAGCUGUGACUUCGCUCACAGUAGCGAGGAGCUGCAGGAGUGGACGGAGAGACGAGGUUUCCUGAGACAGAAGUUAUCUAAAGCCAGAGAGGACAUGCUCAUCAUGCCGGACGAGUUCGACUUCGGGAAAUACAACUUCCUCCUCCAGGACUGACGGACGUUUUAUAUCCUCGUGUCUGUGUUUACAAACGUCAGGUGAUGCUAACGCUAGCUUUCUUUGAUUUGCCAAAAGAUCACAAAAAUAAUUUUCAUUUCUAAAUGAUGCCAAAUAUUCUUUAAAGUAGAACAAAUAGUCUGACUCUGUUUCUUUAAUAAUUGUUUUGUUGUUUACUUCUCAUCUAUGUUGUCCAAUCAGAAAGCUCCAUCAGGCCAAAGUUCACAAAAGAGGAAGAUUUUUAAAAGUCAAUAAAAGUGUUCAUGCUCAGUUUAAA